AUGUCACGUACAGCAGCUCUCUCCUCCUUUGUGGACAGUGCGCCACCUGGUGAGCUCGCCGAUGUCACCAAAGCAAUCAAGUCAAUCCUCGGCGACGACUCAGUCCAAAACGAACUCUCGCCCGCCUUCCAAAAGUACAACGAAGAGCAGUUCACCACAACGAAGCUCCCCGGUGGCAGCACCGAGGUCCUAGUCAGUGAAUACAACUCGUUAGGAGACGGCAGGUACUACGACAUCGACACACAAAGCUCCUUCGACUUUGACCAUGCGACGGGCAAGGCGAGCGCGGUCCAGAGUUAUGUUGUGGAAAGCGCGCAGGAGGAUCUUCUGAAAAGCCUCAACAAGUCCCUCAGUACCCACGCCUCCGAACAUUACCCCAAGUCCUCCCACGGCGUCUACCCCGUCCCCUCCUCCCCCUCUUCGCUUGCCAUCAUCACCGUCGCAAACAAGUACUCCCCCACAAACUACUGGAACGGCCGCUGGCGCAGCUCCUACAUCUACGACACGUCCUCGGGCUCCAUCACUGGAAGCAUAAAAGUCGACGUGCACUACUACGAAGAUGGAAACGUGCGCCUCCUUACUACCAAGGAGGUCAACUUGAGUGCUGGCGGCAGUGCGAAUGGAAGCGAGGUCAUGAGGAAAAUCGCUGCGGAGGAGAAGAAGUACCAGGAGGAUCUCAACAAGGCGUUUGGUAGUCUGAGUGAGGGAGCGUUCAAGGCGUUGAGAAGGCAGUUGCCUAUUACGAGGCAGAAGAUCGAGUGGGAGAAGAUUAGUGGAUAUAGGUUGGGUCAGGACAUUGGUGGUGGAAGGAGGUGA
Molecule: messenger RNA, 816 nt
Organism: Alternaria atra
Lineage: Eukaryota; Fungi; Ascomycota; Dothideomycetes; Pleosporales; Pleosporaceae
Exons: 3
Coding region: 1-816 (271 amino acids)
Biological process (GO): barbed-end actin filament capping; actin cytoskeleton organization
Cellular component (GO): actin cortical patch; F-actin capping protein complex
Molecular function (GO): actin filament binding
Source: RefSeq, a predicted model, not a curated record